GAUAGCCUUCGCUUUGUUCUAUAAAGACUAAUUAUAUGUUCAACCUAUGUCCUACAGACUUUGAAAGUUGUAUUUAUUAUUAUGAUAAUACAUAUUAUUUUGGUAAUGACAUGAUUUAUGUAAAUAUCAUUACUUAUGAUAAAAAGCUGGUAAGUUUCUUUCGCUUGUUUUUCUUGUCAGCUAAAAGACGUCCUGAACAAGUGGUAGGGGAAAAAAUUUUUUUGAACGAUUCAAAAGUGCUUGUGCCUACUUGAAUAAAGAUAUUAUCAUUUCAUUUCAAUGACUAACUACAGUUUGUUUAGUUUUUUCCCCCGCUUAAAAAUCAAUUCAAAAUUAAUUUUGUCGUGAAUCAUACAAACAAGUAAGUUACAUUCACUUUCGUAAUACGUAAUGCUUUCGUAUUAUUGUAUUGUAUAUUACAUUGUAACACACCGAAUACUUUCGAUACGUAUUAAGUGUCCCGUUAGCGUAACCUGUAAAAUAGAUCGUGUAAAUAUUGGAAAGUGCGUUAUCACUUUCUUCAUUAUUAGCACUUAGAUGUCAGUGUGCUCUUCUAAGAAGCUAUGUAUGUUUAAAUUUCGUUAUUUUCAUGUGUUAUUCAGUGAUGAAAACACUUCGAGUAUAGUUUGAAAAUAUUGUUGAUAAUAAAAUAAUACUUUUUCUUAAUAUUGAGUAAAUUUCAUCUAGCGUUUUUUAUAAGGGAGUUAUAUUGAUAUAAAUUAAAAUAUAACAUAAAAAUGCGUUUAAAAACGAUAAUAUCAGUAAUAUUAUUGUCGUAUGUGAUAAUAAAUUGUGAAUGUUCUGAGAAUAGUGAUGUCGAAAUGAGAGGGAAGAAAAAAAAGAAAAUUGCUAUAGGACUUGUGUACAUCGCAGAUUUGGUAUUGAAGAAGUUCUUCUUCUUGAAACUGGCGUACGCGUUCGUGUUCUGGCUAGUGAUCCACAAGGCCGGAUACUUCCUGACCUGGUUUGCCAGUUAUCUGAAGGAGCAGAAACAUCAUCAUCACGAACAUCCACACUACGACUACCACCCUUCUUAUAGCCAUGGACCAUAUAGGAAGCAAAGCUAUGGCAAAAUUUAGUUCUAUCUCAUCAUUUAAUUUAUUAUUUAUUGUCUAAAAUAAGGAAAGAUGGUGGACUUGAAUAAAACAGUUAACUAGUAAGAUGUGUUUACUUUGUUAGAUAGGUCUUUUCCAUAUCUUUUAUGAAGGGCCCCUUUACCCUCGGUUCCCAACUUAGGGGUUUUCCCCCCAACUUUAGGGGGUUAUUGAGUGGGAUGGGAUUUUAUGGGGGUUUUAUAUGUUUAGGGGUAUUUUUAGGGGUUUUCUGAAUAUAUAAUAUUCUGUAAUUCUGAAUAUAAUAGAACUAUUCAAUCCAAUAAUAGUCAUUCAAAUAUUUUUUACUCAUCGAAUGACUUCGGACGGACAUCUAGUGUAAUUAUAUUAUUUAACUACUCUCUAAUUACUAGUAUCGCUUCCUAACUUUCUGUUUAGUCUAUGCUUCCUUCCUAGUCUGUGACAGGUGACUAGAAAUUUCAAGGUCAUGUUCAAAUAGUAAGCUGUUAUGUUAUUGUUCGAAUGUGUAUUACUACAUAUUGCUUUAAUUUUAUAUAUUAUUUAAAAAAAUAUAUAUUUUUAGGGGAAUUUUCAAAUAAUUGAGGCAAUUUUAGGGAUAAAUAUUUUUGAGAGUUGGUUACACUGCCUUC
This is a messenger RNA of Diatraea saccharalis (sugarcane borer), 1702 nucleotides long. The record is from the annotation of a GenBank genome assembly. NCBI's taxonomy places the organism in Eukaryota, Metazoa, Arthropoda, Insecta, Lepidoptera, Crambidae.